Molecule: messenger RNA, 1821 nt
Organism: Aspergillus ruber CBS 135680
Lineage: Eukaryota; Fungi; Ascomycota; Eurotiomycetes; Eurotiales; Aspergillaceae
Product: glycoside hydrolase family 16 protein
Exons: 3
Coding region: 360-1580 (406 amino acids)
Biological process (GO): glucan catabolic process
Molecular function (GO): hydrolase activity, hydrolyzing O-glycosyl compounds
Source: RefSeq, a predicted model, not a curated record
AGACACUCUGCUAAUGCUUGAGCACAACGCAAGCAUAAUUACCAAUCAAGAUACACAAAUCACAUUCCACUUUUGGGAGGAUCAACAGGGUCCGGCGGGUGACGUACGCCUUCCCUUUCCAGCAGGAACCUGCACGACAAAAUCAGAACCUCCGACCAGCUACUCGAGUCCUUCUUCCAACCACCAACUCUUCCAUCUAGCUCGCUUUGUGGGACAUCUCUCGUUUACAAGUACUUAUAUAUAUCACGUCUUUCAUUGAUUUAUACGCUCUCCUACUUUUACUACCAAUAACCCUAUUUACAUUCUUUUUUUUGGUUGGACCGUGCGGAUCACUUGCAUACUGCCAACCUACUGUCAUUAUGGCAAACAUGCAGCUGUACCCCGGUGAUGACUACAGUCGAUACGGCGGCGCAACCUCGCAAUUCCCCAAGCUCGAGUUACCUGAGCAGCAUACUGCUCAUCUUUCGUCGAGUGCGGACUACCCCUACGCACCGGUCAGCUCCAGACACCCUACAAUCGCACCUUCAGCGACAGCCGGUGUGGCCAGUGGUGCGUUACCUUGGUAUGAUCCCCGUGGAUGGUCGCUGCGGACGAGGUUGAUUGUCGGCGGUGUUGCUGUGGCUGUUAUCGUGGGUGUUGUUGUGGGAGCGGUCGUGGGGACUAAGAGGAAUCGGUACCCGAACUAUAUGCCGUUGAAGUAUAGGCUGGUGGAUGAUUACACGGGGACGAGCUUCUUUGACAAGUUUGAUUACUUCUCGGCGCAGGAUCCGACGGAUGGGUUUGUGCAGUAUGUGGAUCAAACAACGGCUCAGAACCUCAACCUAACGUAUGCCACGGAUGAGUCGGUUCUUGUGAAGGUGGAUACCUCGAACACCUACGCGGCAUCUGGACGUCAGUCUGUGCGGAUCGAGUCCAAGGCUCAGUACAACGAUGGACUGUUCAUCUUCGAUAUCAGUCAUACUCCCUACGGAUGUGGUCUAUGGCCGGCGCUUUGGCUGACGGACGGGUACAAUUGGCCGACGAACGGUGAGAUCGACGUCGUCGAGACCAACAAUCUGGCUACGGAGGGGAAUGCUGUAACGUUGCACAGUACCGCCGGGUGUAAUAUGAAGGUCAAACGGAAGCAGACCGGAAAGCCCAAUUAUUUGACUUGCGAUAAUAGUACGCAUGGGAACGCUGGAUGUGGAGUUCAGGCUGAGCCGCAGUCCUAUGGCGAGUGGUUGAAUGCCCUCGGUGGAGGGGUGUACACCUUGGAGAUGCGGAAUGCAGGUAUCCGGGCCUGGUUUUUCCCACGGGACGGUAUCCCAGACGACAUCACCAACAGCACCCCGGAUCCCUCGACAUGGGGCACGGCAUUGGCCGACUUUCCCAGCACAAACUGCGACAUCCCUUCCCACUUUGCCAACCAAAGUAUCAUUGUUAAUAUCGAUUUAUGCGGUCAGCUCGGCGCCCAGCCCCAGUUUUACACGGAGCAAUACAACUGCCCGGGCACCUGCGAGAAUUUCGUGGCGCACAACGCGGCUAACUUUACCCAAGCGUAUUGGGAGUUUAAGAGUUUCAAGGUUUAUCAGGCGCAAUGAUUGUCGUUCGUUAAUUUGUCGAAUUUGUCGUUCUUUAUUGUUUUCAAUGGGCUUACGAGUGAUAAUUCUGGGUCUUGGGAACUUGGGAAAAGUUAGUUAGACACUUGAUCGAUAAUGUUUAGGAUAGCGAUAAUUGAUUCGGGCAGGGUUCUGGGAAUGCCUGUCUCAGUUUCAUUCAUGCAGAGCAUUUCCUUCGAACAUGUAAGAUUGUUGGGGGCCAUCUUUAGCUCCGCCUGCGCCU